Molecule: messenger RNA, 871 nt
Organism: Mytilus trossulus (common blue mussel)
Lineage: Eukaryota; Metazoa; Mollusca; Bivalvia; Mytilida; Mytilidae
Product: von Hippel-Lindau disease tumor suppressor-like
Exons: 2
Coding region: 77-556 (159 amino acids)
Source: RefSeq, a predicted model, not a curated record
UGUACAGUUGUACGUGACAGCUCUCAGCAUAAACAUCUGUGUAUUUCAUAAAAACAACAAAUCGAUAAAAUAAGUAAUGGCGACGGAUAAGAAGGAAAUUAAAUCUUUGAAAAGUGAUGAAACAGUAUAUGUAGCAUUUCAAAACAGAUCUCCACGGAACGUGACACUUUAUUGGUAUGACUAUUCAGGAAAACGUGUACGGUACGCCGUAAUAAAAUCAGGAGGGAUUUACAGUAUAGAUACUUUUGUGACACAUCCUUGGUCAGUUUCCGACAGUAAAACUGGAGAUAGAUUGUUCGUAGAUAAUCAGUUUGUUUUCUUCCCUAAAGUUCAACCACAAGAAGGUGACGAACCACGAUAUGAUAGAUUUUUCAUUGAUUUACCAGUGUACCCUCUUUUAAUAAGAUGUCUACAAGAAAUAAGAAAGAAAAUACCUAAACAUGAAAUGGAUAGACUUCAUAUUCCGGAUAAUCUCAAACAUGCUCUUAAAUAUGUUCCAGACCUCAAGUGCUCCACAUAUGAACGAUUUUCUAUUAUUGAUCAUGAUCAAUCGUAAAUUUGAAAGAUAUGCGAUUUUAUCGGUGAUCAUCGAUGGGUAAAGAAAUAUGGCGGGAAAAUAUGCAGUUCGACGACAGAAUGAAAUAAACGAAAUGGAUUUGUUUCUUUCGUAUGUAAAUUUGACUAGCCACAGUCCUGGAUUUGUCAAGGGUUUAAAAACAUUUGUCUGGUGCAUAAUCAUAACGUAGUCUAUGGGUUUAGACUACAUUGAUGAUAUCAUUGAGAAACAUUGUAAAACGGGUAUGACGUCAUUCCACACAGGAGUAUUGGAUUGACGAUUAAAAAUAUAAUGGAAUUCGUUGUAACAUUGGAC